CCUUAUCAAUAACCCCUGGUCUAAGAACAGAUUAGGAGUUGCCGUCCAGAGAGUAUCUCAUGCCCCAAGAUCGACCUGUUAAUAUUUUUUUUAAUAGUUUUCUAUUUAGUGGAUCGAUGUUCGGUUCACCGCUUAAUCCAAACUAAAAGCCAUCGCCGACGCCGACCGGGAGAGAAACAGCAGCGGCGAAUCGGAGAAACAUGACGCUAAAGCUUUACGUCGAUCGCAUGUCACAGCCAUCGCGGGCGAUUUUGAUAUUUUGCAAGGUCAACGCACUCCCAUUUGAAGAGGUUAGAAUUGAUAUCUCUAAGCGCCAACAUAGAUCGCCUGCAUUCAAGGAAAUAAACCCCAUGAGGCAAGUUCCAGCAAUUGCUGAUGGAAGAUUUAAGCUUUUUGAGAGUCAUGCCAUAUUGAGCUACCUUGCUUGUGCAUUUCCAGGAAUUCCUGACCACUGGUAUCCUGCAGAUCUCACGACCAGAGCCAAAAUCCACUCCAUCUUGGAUUGGCAUCACUCCAAUCUACGCCGUGGUUCAAUGGGCUUUGUUCUUAACAGCACACUGGCACCUGCGCUUGGUCUUCCAUUAAAUCCACAAGCAGCAAAGGAAGCUGAGAAAGUUCUUAGUGAAUCGCUGUCAUGUAUAGAAUCUGUAUGGCUUAAAGGGAAUGCAAAAUUUCUGCUAGGGAACUUCAGGCCAUCCAUUGCAGAUCUGAGUCUUGUCUGUGAAAUUAUGCAAAUUGAGGUUGUGGAUGACAAAGACCGUGAGAGACUGUUGGGGCCCCACCCAAUCAUUUUGCAAUGGGUUGACAAUGUGAAAUCUGCUACCAAACCUCACUUUGAUGAAGUCCAUGAGAUAUUGUUCAAAGUCAAGGAAAGAUUACGCAACAGGGUGGCCUCCACAACAAAUGAUACUACUGAUUUGAAGAUGAAACCCAACCCAAAGCUUUAGCUCAAAUUGAAUCGAUCAUUUAGGUCAACCUUUGUUUUUCAUGAACUGCAAUGCUUGGUUCAAGAUGUUUCGACUUAGACCAAAUGUUUAAUUGCUGCAAUGCUUGGAUCCAUGUUUGCCUGCAUACGUUUUACACAAAGCUUUAUAGUAAUAGAAUAUCAUCAAAAUUGAAAGGAA
Messenger RNA from Zingiber officinale, 1124 nucleotides. RefSeq names its product glutathione S-transferase T1-like. Lineage: Eukaryota; Viridiplantae; Streptophyta; Magnoliopsida; Zingiberales; Zingiberaceae. The transcript has 7 exons. The record is from RefSeq and is a predicted model, not a curated record. Bases 201 to 947 code for a protein of 248 amino acids.